Aspergillus aculeatinus CBS 121060 is the source of this 885-nucleotide messenger RNA. Its product is annotated as sulfotransferase family protein. Lineage: Eukaryota; Fungi; Ascomycota; Eurotiomycetes; Eurotiales; Aspergillaceae. The transcript has 4 exons. Bases 1 to 885 code for a protein of 294 amino acids. The record is from RefSeq and is a predicted model, not a curated record.
AUGGGCCAAACUCCCUCCACCCCCAAGCCCGACACCACCAUCCAAGUCAUCGGCGCCGGUCUCUCCCGCACAGGCACUGCCUCGCUCAGCGCCGCCCUCUCCAUCCUCCUGGAGGGCCCCGUCUACCACGGCGGCACGCAGAUCACCCUUGGCCCGCCCACGGAGCUCCCGCGCUGGAACCACCUUCUUCGCACAUGGCUGCGCAAUGACGCCGACCACACGCUGUCACUCCUCCACUCCCUCACCACCGGCUACGCCGCCAUCACGGACGCGCCCGCUUCGCACUUGGUACCCGAGCUGCUUACGCUCUACCCGAACGCCAAGGUGGUCGUCACGGUGCGCGAUCCGCAGGCCUGGAGUCAGAGCAUCGACACGCUCACCUCGGUUGUGGCCCCGUGGUUCUUAUGGGCGGUCCUACUGCCCCUGCCCGGGAUGCGACAUUUCAUGACCUUCAUCUCGUUGGUGAGAGCGCAGUGGGCGCGAGUCUACGAUGGCCAGGCGCAGGAUAAAGCGUGGGUCUACCAGCGCCAUCUGGAGUGGUUGAGGGAGGUGGUCCCGGCGGAUCGGUUGGUGGUGUUUGAUGUUCGGGACGGGUGGGAGCCGCUCUGUCGGGGCUUGGGUAAGGAGGUCCCCAAGGAUAUGCCGUUUCCCAAGAUCAAUGAUUCCAAGGCGAUGGAGCGGGCGGCGGCGCAUUACAUCAGGAGGGGUUUGAUGCGAUGGGCGGUGAUUACAGGGGUGCUUGUGAUGGGCACGGCUUGUUGUAUGCACUGCGCUGUUUUCCACCCCUGCAUAAAACGUCCCGGAGAACGAGUUGCUUAUUUUGCAAUUCUUGGUUUACGGAGAUUGUCCACUAUUCACACGGUCCCGAUAAUCCUUGACCUCUAG